AGGAACUUUAUUUCUGCUACACAAGGUAAAGGUGAAAGUUGAAGGGUAUGUUGUGAACAUGGCAUCUGGCUUUACUGUCAAGCAUGGAUUAUUGACAAGUAACAAAGCUUUAUUGCACUCUCUCCAAAGAAAGAUAUGGCCACACAAUGUAUGUCUUCAUCGAUCUACAGAAGUGACGUUACGAAAAGUGUCAACGAAGUCGUCUACAGACUUGCAACAAAACGAAAAAUACUGUAUCGAUGUUGUCAGGUCUCGAGACUAUGAUGGCUUUGUGUGCAGCCUGCUCUUACCAGAGGAAGCACGGCGCUCCUCCUUGGCCUUAAGGGCCUUCAACGUGGAGCUGGCUCAGGUGAAAGAUUCAGUUACCCAGAAGACUAUCGGUCUGAUGCGAAUGCAGUUCUGGAAGGCUGCUAUAGACGACAUUUAUAAGGAUGACCCCCCUUUGCAGCCUGUCAGCGCAGAACUAUGGAGGGCUGUGAGAAAACACUACCUGACCAAGAGAUGGUUGUUGAGGAUCAUCACUGAACGAGAGAAAGAUAUGGAGGACAGAGCCUACAGAACUCUGCAGGAGUUGGAGACAUAUUCAGAGAACACCCAGUCGUCAUUACUGUACCUCCUCCUGGAGAGUCUAGGUGUGAAAAACGUCCAUGCAGACCAUGCUGCCAGCCACAUCGGGAAGGCCCAUGGCAUCGUGACGUGCUUGCGAGCCACGCCCUACUACAGCAGCAGACGCAAGGUCUACCUGCCCAUGGACAUCUGCAUGCUGCAUGGAGCCUCCCAGGAAGAUUUUAUCCGGGGAAACCGCGAGCAGCAUGUCAGAGAUGUCAUCUAUGACAUUGCCAGUCAAGCCCAUGUUCACCUACAACAUGCCAGGUCUUUUAGCAAGAACGUUCCAGUUGCUGCCACCCCGGCCUUCCUACAAACGGUGGUAUUGGAAGACUACCUUCAGAGAGUACGGAGGGUAGACUUUGACGUGUUCCAUCCGAGCUUGAGGAACCGAAACCCCUUGAUUCCCAUCCAACUCUACAUACGCUCUUGGAAGAAGACCUAUUGAUGUCAAUGACUCCCUUACUCUUUGCUCUGGUAAUUUAUUUGAAAGGUUACCAUGCUGAUGGACAGCUCUGUUUUGGCAUUUCCGUACACCAGUCUGUACGCGUGGGUUUCAUCAAGACAGAACAGGAUGCCUGAUACGAAACCACCAAUUCCAGCGUACUUCCAUUUAUCGUCGAAGAAAGUGGAGGGUCAUAGCUCUGGUAUUAAUCUGUGUUUUUGGACUCUCCCAUGUACAAGUGCUGGCUCCUGAAGCAUUUCGGACCAGUGGUUUACUUACCUAGAACCAGCCAAUUCUCCAAUCAUGGUAUCAAAUCAAGCUGUCCUUUAACAAUCCGUAUUGACCUGAAAGCUGGAUUAAAGGUACAACAAUUUGUUUAGACUAAGACAUCAAGUAUCCGAAGUAAGGCACGAUUGUUGAGCUAAGGACACUGCACUGGAGACAGAAGCACUGAUGUUUGUCCCAAUAAAUAAUGUAGCUGUGUAUUUAGUUUCUUAGUCUUUCUUUUGAAAGCUUUUCUAUAAAGAAGAAACCUAGAACUAUAAUUUGAACCUUUUCCAUGUCAAAGGUCUGUAGGCAAAAGUAAUGUUUCAAGAGCAGAAAAAACCAUAGACGUCUUUGAAGAUUGUGUUCCACACUCUAAAACUUUGAUCCACCAAAACUAACUCAGUCCUUGGCCAUCAAAAGGACUGCCUUUAAGCCUCUUCACAGAAUGUUGUUCUAAAUUACCCAGCAGUUUGAAAAGGUGUCUUUGAAACAUGACACUGACACUGUUGCUCUCCGCUGACAUCAUUCUGUGUACCCAUGGCCAUGAAGGUGCUCUCCACCCAUUCACAAUAACUUCAAUAACUUCUUAAUUUUUUUCCAUACGCAGAGAAUGUACCCUCAAACAUUUACAUUAAUUUUCAGGUUUUAUUCUCAAAAUAAUUUGUUUACAGGUUUAGUACUUACCAUGGGACCUGCUGUGCCCCUUGUCUGGCUCGUCAUCAUUCAGUUCAGCAACAAGAUCAUGACUGUUUCAAUGAUGACGCUAAUGUUUGACAGCAUAGAGAUGGCCAUGACCUUUUGUCCUAUAUUCAUAAUUAAAUUCCUCCAUCAUUAGAAGUAAAAUUGGUGC
Messenger RNA from Hypomesus transpacificus, 2168 nucleotides. It is a transcript of the gene ndufaf6, whose product is annotated as NADH:ubiquinone oxidoreductase complex assembly factor 6. Lineage: Eukaryota; Metazoa; Chordata; Actinopteri; Osmeriformes; Osmeridae. Gene Ontology annotation, biological process: biosynthetic process; mitochondrial respiratory chain complex I assembly. Gene Ontology annotation, cellular component: mitochondrion. The coding region runs from base 59 to 1054 and encodes 331 amino acids. The record is from RefSeq and is a predicted model, not a curated record. The transcript is spliced from 9 exons.